AAAGUGAACCGCAUGUUCGAUUGGGUUAAAUUUUAAUCUUUUUUUCUUCGUCUUUCUUUUAUGUAUUUUCCAUUUUAAAACACCAGUCUACUCUUCCAGCAGAUGAGGUAAUUCGAUUCGAAUAUAAGCUGUGGUGUCCCCCGAAAUCUUGAAGAAAUUUGUAGUGGCGAUCGAUGGUGGGGAGAGAUGUGGAGAAGAUGUUGGCAGUAGGGCUUGUUUGGGGGGCCACUAACGCCCUCAUGCGCAAAGGCGCAAUCUUAUGGGACGAAGCACUCAAAUCAACGCCUGAAACAAACACGCCGCCGCUGAAGAAGUGGCUGAAGCUCCUCUUGAUUUGGCAGUACACUCUGCCAUUCAUAGUAAAUCUGUCAGCCUCGGCCGCUUUCUUCGCAAUCUUGAGCGACUCCCCAAUUUCUUUAGCUGUGCCCGUCACCAACGCUACUACUUUCGCUGCCACUGCUGUUUUUGGGAUCAUUCUUGGCGAAGAAACCCGCGUGGGCCUCGCGCUGUUUGGUACCUGUCUCAUUGUUAUAGGUGUCUGCACUUCAAUCAUGUGAUUAUGUUGUUUUGAUUGCCUUGUUGGAGUUGUGAAUGCUACGUGUUUGUUGAAAUGCUCGUGUGAGUAUGAGAAGUGGGAUUGCCUUUUGUGAUAGGUUUCUUCAUAUUGGAUCAUCAUGAAGUUGUGUGCUUA
Molecule: messenger RNA, 691 nt
Organism: Salvia miltiorrhiza (redroot sage)
Lineage: Eukaryota; Viridiplantae; Streptophyta; Magnoliopsida; Lamiales; Lamiaceae
Exons: 1
Coding region: 174-557 (127 amino acids)
Source: RefSeq, a predicted model, not a curated record